CGUGACUCUACAGGAAGUGAUUUCUCCUUGGGUAUCUGUUAGGCUGUCAUAAGACAUUUUGCACCGUUUCUGUGAUUGUUUUGUUUUACUUCUCUUUCUCCGUUUAACUCGUGGAUGUAUGCUUUGACUGGCCCUUUCUGUUUCCUAGCUGUGACGUAUUUGCGACUGUCUGCGCAUGAGCAGCACCUGUUAGCUGCGGCUGCUCUGAUGUUCAGCUGUCACUGGAAACAUGAACAUGUUUGUGACAAAAUUAGACCACAAAUGGAUUAGUUUAACCUUGGGUCAACCUUGGAUAACAGCUAUGGCAGCUUCCAAGGUCCAGUUCUCCACACUUCCUCCUGAACCUGUCAUCCCCUCUAAGAAGCCUUUCAGAGUGGAGCUGGUUGGUGGAAAGCGUUACUCAUGGUGCACCUGUGGACACAGUAAGAAACAGCCAUUCUGUGACGGAGCCCACAAAACCAAAGCACAAGGCCUGUCGCCGCUACGCUUUGUCCCAGAGAAAGACUCCACAGUCUGGUUGUGUGGUUGCAAGUACACAAAUAACCCACCUUACUGUGACGGCACGCACAAGCAGGACUUCAUCAUGUCUGCCCCACUGCAUGAACAGACCGACUCUUGAUGGACGGCAGAGAUGUCUUUGAACUGAGCAUUUAUGUCGUUUAUUAUUGCUUUCACAUUUUUACACAUCAAUGCAUUUCAUAAAUUCAGCACGUCAACUGAUCAGUCAUGAAUCCACAAUGAUUGAAUCUUGUGUCUUAUCAGCAUUUCAGUUAUAUCAGUAUUUCAGUGCUUGUCAGAGAAGAGAGCAGUGUUGAAAAGGUUAACAGUCAGCUUGUGUCUGCUUUCUGUCUUUUCGAUGUGAGAGCCAAUGUUGCAUUUCCAACAGGAUGUGAUGUGAUCAUAUACUCUGAUAUAAGGGAGUGGAGAUUGUUUAAGGCCACUGUUACAAAUAACCUGGAAGUAUUCACAAAAAGAUGGGAUGUAUUAGUAUUAUGGUGACAAUUUAAAGAAUUAUUUUACAGGCAACUGUCUGUGUUUAUGUAAAGCACUUUGCAUUACCUUGUGUUUAAUUGUGCUAUACAAAUAAACUUGCCUUGCCUUGUGUGGACAUGAGAGCAAUGUGCAAUCUCAUGCUAUAGAGCCGAUUUGAUUCUCCCAAAAGUCACUCCUACCCUCUUCUCUCUAUAAAUGACAAAGUUCUACACCUUUUCCUAAGUCAGAUUCAUGCACUUUUUAAGGAUUUUCCUGCUUUUCCAGCACCUUACAGCUGUGGUAAAUUGCAUAUUUAUAUAUUGUACAGUACACUGAUUAUUUCACUUGUUUAUUGCAUUAAAUCAGAUGUUAUUGUGCAAUAAACAACAAAAAUUGUGCAUUUUGACAGGAUCCUUUAUAAUCUGAAUUUCAAGCAAUUUCAAGUAUUUUAUUAAAUAUCUAAGUACUUUUCAAACCCUGAAAAUGAACACAUUGAAAUUCAAGCAUUUUCAAAACAGAUUUACAACUUGUAGGAACCCUGAAAAUGUCCUUUUUAAUGAAUUAUGUCGAGAUGUAUUUAUAUGUUUUUUGUUUAAUUAAUUUAAGAAACAAACUAAAUGAGUUAUAAUGAUUCCAUCAAAUCAAAACAAACUGAAAAGCAGAUUGACUUGGCUGUAAAAUGUGUUGAGAGAACAGGUAGAGUUAAGACUGAACCUUUUUUCUUCUUUUUUUCACAACAUUCAUAUUUGAAGCGUUUUCUGGUGUCAUUACUUCAACUUUGUGUUCUGUCAUGUUCCUCUGGUAGUCUACUACGAGCUAACAGGUUUGGCUGUUAUUUAGCUGUGUAAAAGCUCCAUAUCAGUCCUCUGUAAAAAAUAAUAAUAAUAAUAAUAAAUAGACAGCAUGUGUCGCACUGGAAACUUGUCAUUAGAAUUAUAAAUCCCAUUAUACAUAUGUAGUGAUAGCUUCCUUAAUUUCGCCAAAAAAUACACUUGAUACUUUUUUAUUAAAUGUCAUCAGUCUUCACUACAUAUAUUAUACUGUAUGUGUCAGACACGGAGUAAACUGAAACUUGACUGGUUGGCACAGGCAUACAACCACAAGGCGGUAAUUCUAGUUUCAGACUUUCCUCAAAUCUUAGCUUUCAGAGUGUACAUCUCUGAACUGGGCUCAUGAGUAGAUAUGGUGUGGCCAAAAUGGGUCACAUGCCAAACUGGUUGGGAACCAGUGAUGUGUCAUGGCGUGUCAAGGCUCUUUAAUGUAAUAAU
Centropristis striata (black sea bass) is the source of this 2240-nucleotide messenger RNA. RefSeq names its product CDGSH iron-sulfur domain-containing protein 3, mitochondrial-like. NCBI's taxonomy places the organism in Eukaryota, Metazoa, Chordata, Actinopteri, Perciformes, Serranidae. The record is from RefSeq and is a predicted model, not a curated record. The transcript is spliced from 3 exons. Bases 230 to 619 code for a protein of 129 amino acids. Gene Ontology annotation, molecular function: 2 iron, 2 sulfur cluster binding. Gene Ontology annotation, cellular component: intracellular membrane-bounded organelle.